Molecule: messenger RNA, 822 nt
Organism: Lycium barbarum (goji berry)
Lineage: Eukaryota; Viridiplantae; Streptophyta; Magnoliopsida; Solanales; Solanaceae
Exons: 2
Coding region: 1-822 (273 amino acids)
Molecular function (GO): nucleic acid binding; zinc ion binding
Source: RefSeq, a predicted model, not a curated record
AUGGAUUUACCUGAGUGCAAUGACACUCACUGGAAAUCCAAAUUUAUAGAUGGAUUACCCGCCCUUUUUGCAGAAAGAGUUAGAAAAGCUCUUAGGAAUGGGAAAGCUAGUAUCAAUUAUGAUAAUUAUACUUAUGGAAAGUUAAUAGGAACGUGUAUGCAGGAAGGUUUAGCCUUAUGCAAUGAGAUCAAGCUGAAUCAGCAAAUUAAGAGACAUGGUCUAAAUGAGAGACAACAAUUAGGAGAAUUCUGUGGACAAUUUGUUAUGGAUAUUCCACAGACUAAAGCACCUCAUAGGCGAAAGAAAAAAAAUAAAUAUUACCAAGGAUGGAAAGAAAAACACUUGCAAAAGAAAGCAAGGUGGAAAAAAGAAUUCAAGAAAAGAAAGGAUCAUGUUAAAUCCAAAAAUCCAAAAGCCUGCUAUAAAUGUGGCAGAGUUGGUCAUUUUUACAAAAAUUGUAAAGUCAAGGAAAAGAUUAAGAACCUUGAUAUUGAUGAUGACCUAAAAGACUCUUUAUACAAUAUUUUAUUAAAUUCAAAACCGGAAGAUUCUAGUUUUGAGUCUGAAAAUUCGGAGGACACUUCAUCAAAUGAAGAUCUUAGAGUGCUUGAAAAUGAGAGUUAUACCUCUACCAAUUUAGAUGAAGGAUAUACUAAUAUCAAUGUUUUAGACGGUAAUAACCUUGUGGAUUUGUUAAAGAUUAUUAAAGAUCCAGAGCUUAGGUCUCAAAUUAUUGAUAAAGUGAAUGAAGCACCCAAGAAGCCAGAAAUUCAGACUGCUAUUCAGAUACAAGAAUCACCAGGUCCAUACACCAUAUCAUAA